AUGGAGCCGAUUGCCUUGAAUGGCGGCAACAAGCGCUCCGUCGCGUAUUUCUAUGACUCUGAGGUCGGCAAUUACUCUUAUGGACCGGGACAUCCAAUGAAGCCUCAUCGGAUAAGGAUGGCGCACAGUCUCAUCAUGAAUUAUGGCCUAUACAAGAAGAUGGAGAUCUACAGAGCGAAACCCGCGACCAAGCAAGAGAUGUGCCAGUUCCAUACAGACGAGUAUGUCGACUUUCUCAGUCGCGUAACACCCGACAACAUCGACGCUUUCGGCAAGGAACAGAGCAAGUUCAACGUCGGCGACGAUUGUCCGGUGUUUGAUGGGCUGUUUGAGUUUUGCGGUAUCAGCGGUGGAGGCAGUAUGGAGGGUGCUGCACGGCUCAACCGAGGAAAAUGCGACAUUGCGCUGAAUUGGGCAGGUGGUCUACAUCACGCCAAGAAGUCCGAGGCUAGUGGUUUCUGUUACGUCAACGACAUUGUUCUUGGUAUCAUCGAGCUCCUUCGAUACCACCCUCGAGUCCUCUACAUCGAUAUCGACGUUCAUCAUGGUGAUGGUGUCGAAGAAGCCUUCUAUACCACCGAUCGUGUCAUGACGGUUUCGUUCCACAAAUAUGGCGAGUUCUUCCCAGGAACUGGUGAACUGCGGGAUGUUGGUGUCGGCAAGGGCAAGUACUAUUCAGUGAACUUCCCUCUGAGGGACGGUAUUGACGAUGACAGUUACAAAAGUGUGUUUGAGCCUACUAUCAAGGCCGUGAUGGAAUGGUACAGACCAAGUGCUGUGGUCUUGCAGUGCGGUGCGGAUUCGUUGAGUCAAGAUCGUCUUGGUUGCUUCAAUUUGAGCAUGCGAGGGCACGCAGCCUGCGUUGAUUUCGUCAAGUCAUUCGGUCUGCCAACGUUGGUGCUCGGAGGUGGUGGUUAUACUAUGCGCAACGUGUCCAGAACGUGGACGUACGAGACGGGUAUCCUCGUGGGACAACAGGUUGGUCCUGAGAUCCCUUACAGCGACUACUACGAAUAUUUCGGCCCCGACUACACUUUGGACGUCAAGCCCUCAAAUAUGGAGAAUCUCAACACCAGGGAGUACCUCGAGAAAAUCAAGACGCAAGUUCUCUCCAACCUGUCGCGUACCAAGUUCGCGCCAAGUGUGCAGAUGCAAGAGGUUCCAAGAGACAGAGACGACGACGAGGAUGAGGAAGACGAUAACCCCGAUGAGAGAAGGAAUCAACGCAUGAUGGACAAAACUAUUCAGCGCGAUGAUGACCUCAGCGAUUCGGAAGAUGAGGGAGAAGGCGGUCGGAGAGACAUCCGAAAUCACGGAGAGAAAAAGGUCUCAAUAACUGCGCCAUUAGAAAGAGGCGGGGUACCGUCUGUAGAGUCAACACCAGCAGUAGUUGAGGAACCCUCAGCUGCAGGGGAGACGAUGGAGUUGUAAGGCUCUUCUUAAUAACAAAUUCUAUAAUAUGGUAUCAUAUGCCUUCCUGCGCCCAAAGUGCUUCUCGCCAAUGCUAUGCAUAUCCGAUGUAAUCUUACAACACUGUACUCAUCUGAUCUAAAAGUGCGCUGUCAACCUGGACAAGCCACCUUUGCUUGAAUGCUUCACUUCCGCCGUUUUCGGCCUCGACCUGUGCCAUAGUCUUUCGAACAUACUCCUUUAGCUCAACCGUAUGAACAGCGUCAGCUUUGAGCAGCU
Saitoella complicata NRRL Y-17804 is the source of this 1689-nucleotide messenger RNA. Its product is annotated as histone deacetylase. The record is from RefSeq and is a predicted model, not a curated record. Gene Ontology annotation, molecular function: histone deacetylase activity. The transcript has 6 exons. Lineage: Eukaryota; Fungi; Ascomycota; Saitoellomycetes; Saitoellales; Saitoellaceae. Bases 1 to 1431 code for a protein of 476 amino acids.